This is a messenger RNA of Pterocles gutturalis (yellow-throated sandgrouse), 559 nucleotides long. Its product is annotated as tyrosine-protein kinase RYK-like. The annotation marks the transcript as partial. Lineage: Eukaryota; Metazoa; Chordata; Aves; Pterocliformes; Pteroclidae. The record is from RefSeq and is a predicted model, not a curated record. The transcript has 5 exons.
GUCUUGAUGCAGAGUUGUCCUACGUGAGGAAUGAUGUGGUUAAUCACUACGCAUUGUCCUUCAAUCUCUUGGUACCCAGCGAGACCAACAGUCUUCACUUCAGCUGGCACGCUAAAUCCAAGGUUGAAUAUAAACUGGGAUUUCAGGUAGAUAAUCCCAUGGCUAUGGCUAUGCCCCAGGCCAACAUUUCUCUACAAGGAGAAGUUCCUCGCACCCUUUCAGUGUUUCGUGUCGAACUCUCCUGCGCCGGCAGAAUCGACUCUGAGGUCACAAUAUUAAUGCAGCUCAACUUGACAAUAAAUUCAUCAAAAAACAUCACAGUUUUAAAUUUCAAACGAAGGAAAAUGUGCUACAAAAAGCUUGAACCAGAAGUAAAAUCGCCAACAUCUGACAAAAACAGCAGCAAGGCUAUCUUCGAUCCAGUAAAUGCAGCUCCCACCACUUCUACCCGUGUGUUUUAUAUCAGUGUAGGCGUGUGCUGUGCUGUUAUAUUCCUGGUGGCAAUAAUAUUAGCUGUCUUGCAUCUCCACAGCAUGAAAAGGAUAGAGUUGGAUGACAG